CUCUUGAGUGAAUCCUCGGUUCCUGUUCGUACUAAGGCGCUUCGCUGUCUCUCAGCAGUGGUAGAAGCUGAUCCGGGAGUGUUGGCUCGAUCGGAUAUUGAAAUGGCUGUACGAUCGCGUCUUAUGGAUAUUUCCACGUCUGUGCGAGAAGCUGCAGUCGAUCUCUUAGGACGCUUUCUCAUCUGUCGUCCUGAACUCGCCAUCCAGUAUUAUCCAAUGCUCUCCGACAGGAUUAGAGAUAAGGGUGUUUCCGUACGAAAACGGGUCAUUCGUAUUCUUCGUGAUAUUUGCCUUGAACAACCCGAUUUCCCACGUAUUCCAGAGAUUUAUGUAUUAAUCAUUCGACGUGUCAACGAUGAAGAGAGCGUCAAAAAACUUGUCAGCGAAGUCUUUCAAACUCUCUGGUUCGCCCCUGUUCGGGAGAAAGAAUCGGCUAAACUGAUCAAUAAGGUGAUGAAUAUCACUGAUGUUGUGGUUAAUGCCUCCAAGGAUACUGGAAUUGAAUGGCUAGAGCAAUUCCUUGAAGGCCUUCUGGCAAAAGAAGAAGGCGAGAAGGUUCGCCCUGCUGAAAAGGCCUGUGUACAGAUUGUUGAAUGUUUAGUGCAGAAUAUAAUGCGACUAGAUGAGAUCAAGGGCAUGUCUAAACGUCUUGUGGCUUGUCUGGCCACUUUGCACUUAUUUACUAAAAUACGACCCAACUUAACUGUCAAACAUGCAAUGCUCCUUCAUCCAUAUCUCUCUGCUCGAGUCACGCCUUGUCCUGGGCCCUCCCAACAAGCAGUUCAAUUGGAUGCCCAUAUCCUCCACUAUGUCGCUCGAAUUCUCGAAGUCACUAUCCCUCUAAUGGAGCAUCCUUCCGAGUCUUUCCUUGGUCAGCUUGAAUCGGAUCUUAUUCGAGUUGCUCUGAGAGCUGGAAAGAUGGUUGUGGAGUCAUGCAUGGCUUGUCUAGGGGCAGUUGUCAAUCAGGUUUCAAAAAAUUAUGAACUUUUGAAGCAGUGUUUCUGGGGUUUCCACACUGCUCUGGAAACGUAUCAACGUGAUUGCAUUGCCUCUUUGCAAAGUGGUUCUGAACCCAAGUUAGCACCCACUCUUCGACCAUCUAUCCUUCGAGCACUAUUCACGAUGGGUCUGCUUUGCAAAUACUUUGAUAUUAAAGAAUUCACUCAUGACGGCAAUCCAAAAAUCCUCGAGGAAAUAUUUGAUAUCCUACUUUUUUUCUCGGAGCACAUGACUUCGGACAUGGAGGUGCGUAAAAAUGCUAUCUCUGGACUGGGAUUUAUUUGCACUCGACACAAGGAAUUCAUUAAUGGCAAGAAGCUUUCCAAAUUCUAUCACGAGAUUCUCACCGCCAAUGUUGAUUGUACUAUUACAAAGUCACCCCAAUUGGAACUGAAGAACCUCGUACUGGAAAAUCUUUUCAACUUCUUAACAGAAGAAGAGCGAAGAAUGCUUGAACAAGACGCUCAAUGUAAGUGUAAUUGGCAAGGGAUGCUAUUGUCUAACUAUGCAAGAAAGUGGAAAGCGACGCACAAAAAUGAGUCACUCAAAUAUAUGGGUGAUGUCGCCUCCGGAACAGGUAGUUCAGUGGCCCAAACCUACUUGAAAGAGGUCCUUGAAAAUUUCUUCUCUUCGCAAUCCGUUCGGUUGGCUGCCCUCUCUGUGGUGUCAACUAUUCUGCGACAGGGACUUACCCACCCAGUUCAAGCUGUGCCCUACCUCAUUGCUAUGCAAACUGAUUGUGAUCCUACCUCACGAGUCAAAGCCGAAGCUCAGUUACAGGAGAUCGAAAAUAAAUUCCCUGGAUUUACCAACAUGCGAGCAAUUGAAGGAGUGUGUUUCUCCUACCGGCUUCAACGUGUUUUGCACAUGGCGAAGAAGGCAAGUGGAGGCGAUAGAAGGGAAUCCGUUGGAGAUGGUGCCUCUACUGAGGCGGCUUGUAACAACUCUACGUCCUCUAGCAGACAGACUCGUCGAAAUACCGAUAAUGGAACUACUGUUACUGCAAGUGAAGAAGGAGCCAAUCCCUUCGCAAAUGCUAUUCGGGGUGCAAAAGAGGUGGAUUCAGAUGUUCCCAACGCCCUCAACUCCCAACUAUAUUCAAUGCUUCGGGCCAACAUCACCUCUCGACGAGCCUUCCUCAAAGGCAUGAUCAAUCUCUUUGACGAGAUGCAGGACAUCUCGCUUGGAAGGUUGGUCUAUGUUGCUGAUAAUCUUGCAUUCUUCCCCUACCAAUGCCAAGCCGAGCCACUGUUUGUGAUCCAUCACAUUGAUCUUCUUGUAAGUGUUAACGGCUCCACACGACUUCAGGCUGUCCGUGAGGCCUUUUUUCCUGAACUCAAGGAACUACUAGCCGCUCAGGCCGCUCUCUCCAACAAUGGACAGCUCACUACUACCGCGAACACUUGGUCAUCCGCGGGAUUUGCUGUAAAUGACAUUAUGUAUCAUCCCGAUGUUCAAUCAGCCCAGCAUGCGUCUGAAAUCCAGGAAGCUCUCAUGCGCUUGGACUUAGAGGAAGAGAAGGAAGAUGUUCUGAUCGGCCGAGUGACUUCUGCUAGUGCAGAUCAACUGAGUCAAAUUCGCGAGUCUAUAAGAGCCAGUCGUGCGUGUCUCUUGCUGCUCAAUUUGAAACAAUACCUCAAGGAGGUUUAUGGAAUAACUGAUAGCAAGGUUCAGAAAUUUUCCCCUUCUGAUGCCAACAAAAUGUGGGAUAAGCCAUUGACUCGAAAGAGCGGAGUCAGGUUCACUCCUGACCUCUGUCUACGAUCAGCGAUCGAGGAACUUGAGAGUGAAGAAAAUCCCGACUCUUAUAAAAACGCUCUGACUAUGUCGGAGGAGAUGGCGAGGGAUUUAGUACAAGAGUUUUUUGAAUUCAGGAAACUGAUUCUAUCAAUUGAUCCACCAGAUGACGAAGGCUUAGAUGGCGCUGUUGCAAACGUGGACGACGCUGCUUGUCAAGCUAAUCCAGGUGAGGAUGUUCCUUUACGACUGGCGCCUGAUCGAUCCCUGGUUCCCCAAUCGCAUGCCCCCCACUCCUCGGACGAGGGAGACGAUUCGGCUGACUCUGAUGCAGCGGGUGCUUCUCGACUUCUUUUGGCUCAAUCGGCUCCCCAAAAGCGUCGAGGCGGUCGCAACCUUCACACGGCCGGUCGAGGCUCUAAAGCUGCACCUCCUUCCACCUCUAAGCGGAAAUCCUCGUCACGGCAACCUAGGUCACGUUCCGCCUUUAUCCUGAGCAGUGAAUCAGAGUCAGAAGUUGAAUCCCUAUCGGAAGAGGAGGAAUCAAUUUAG
Messenger RNA from Rodentolepis nana, 3288 nucleotides. The record is from the annotation of a GenBank genome assembly. Lineage: Eukaryota; Metazoa; Platyhelminthes; Cestoda; Cyclophyllidea; Hymenolepididae.